Molecule: messenger RNA, 2831 nt
Organism: Didymodactylos carnosus
Lineage: Eukaryota; Metazoa; Rotifera; Eurotatoria; Philodinida; Philodinidae
Source: the annotation of a GenBank genome assembly
ACUGUACCGACAAUACUGCCAAGUGAAUACAAAAUCCGUCAAAAGUUAUAAGCAUUUUAUUUUAAUAGUAGCGAAAAAUACCAUAUUUUGAAAAAAUCACAGCUUUUCAUAGAAAUGUUCAAUAGGUCUGAGAGAUAUGCCAUUCUACAGAUAAACGCCUUAGCUAUAAAAUUAUAUGUGUUUUAGCUUGGGAGAACGUUUGAUUGUUAAGUUAAAAAAAUUUUAAAAUGCUGCACAUUUUCCACUUGUUUUAUGUUUCUUUUCGAAAACGUUUAGAAAAAUUUGCCAUAUAUUACCACAAGAUUUCAUUCUGUUGCAUCAUGGCAGUCGCGGUGACAACCAAGCUAAAACACACAUCAUUUUAUAGCUAAGAUGUUUAUCUGUAGAAUGGCAUAUCUCUCAGCUCUAUUGAACAUUUCUAUGAAAAGCUGUGAUUUUUUCAAAAUAUGGUACUUUUCGCUACUAUUAAAAUAAAAUGCUUAUAACUCUCUCUAUAAGGAUUGAACGAGAAUGCAAAUGGUUUUCAGAUUCGUAAUCAGCAUCCUUAAAUUAGCAAAGUGGAGUACAUUGCUUUGAAAUCUCAGGGAAACACUUUUGGACCUUCCCUCGUUAGUAAUAGAGAGCGAAAAAGAUGCUGAAACUAUACGUCUUUGGAUCUUGAAAUAUUGCAAUAAUGAUGGAAGAAAUGUCAAGAUGAUAUUUUUCAUAAAUCCUAUAGCGUUCUGUAGAGAGUUUCAACCGUCUACUUAUAACCACAAAAUUUUGUGGACUUUAAACUAGUACUAGAUACAUUGGUUUAAAUUUUCGACUUCAAUUUGCUUGUAAUAUUUCACCUUGCUGGAGUAACCGUCAUUUAAAAAGUGUGUUAAAAAAAAUAUGUGAAUUAUAUUCAAAAUAAUUACAAUUACUUUAUAAAAGUAGUUCAUUGACACGAUAACUCGAGAAUAAUUUUGUAGCACAACUGUAGAGAAUUAAUCAGAAACACAAUCUGAAGUCUUAUCUCAUUCUAAUUGGAUUUAAUCAGCUCGUACAAUCUUAAUGACUCCUGUAAUAUUUUCGUUAUAAAACGUUCUAUAGCGAAAUGUUUCGAUCUUUGUCACACUUCUGAGCUCAAACAUACGAAAGAUAUUGUCAAAUAUUGUAUAAAAAUUUGGCAGAAAUACUUGUCACAUUCAAAUGAUGAUCUAUUAGUUUAUGGGACCAAUUUGGGUCAAGUCAAAGUUAUUCUUUCCACCUCUUCUAUUUAAAUUGCCGCUUGUGUAAUGGAAAUAAAGAGAAAAAAAUCUUUUUUUUGACAUUAAAUGUAUAACGUUAACACUGUACACACAGAAGAGAAAAUGUACAGGAAAAAUAAAAAAUUUCCUAUGUUAUUCUGUUUUUGCAUUAACGUUUUCCUCUCACCUUAUUAUACAUAUUUUUCACGUAUACGCAACUUUUUUACUUUUUCUUGGGAUUUGUGUAUGUUUUAGUAUGUGUGUUUUCGGUAUCUAAGUCCGGUCGGAAAAAAAUAUAGAUUAUUAUUAUUACAGUAUUAUUGCUUUGUAUUUUAACAGAUAAAUCAGUUAUACCAACGUAAUGAUGAUAAGAUUCAAACCAAAAUAAUGGACGGAUCAGAAAAAAGACUAUUGAAUGUGUUAUUAUACAGCAAAACCAGAACUGCAAUUUAUGACGAUACACUUUUAUCGCGACAUAAAAGACUAUUAGGAAUACCAGAUAGUGUUCUAACUCUAGGAGGAACACUACCAUCAUGGGCUACCAUAUUAAUCGCUGUAGUGAUCAUUAUAAUAAUUUGUGUAUGUAUUGGAUGUUGCUUAAAACGUUUAUGUGGCAAAUGUUUUAAAAAGAAAGGUGUAAAAGGUGGAAAAGGAAUCGAUUUAGGAACAGUUAAAUCAUUUUCAUUACAUAAAGAAAAGGUUCAACCAGGUAUCGAAGAAUUAACAAAAAAUAUGGAAGAUAAUGAAGAUGCCGAAUCAAGAAAAUCGGAACCACAAACUUCAGGAAAAUUAGAAUAUUCAUUAGAUUAUGAUUUUCAAAAGCAAGAGCUCAAAGUAGAAGUAAUACGAGCGCAAGAAUUACCAGCGAUGGACAUGGGCGGUACAUCGGAUCCUUAUGUUAAACUUUAUAUAUUACCGGAUAAAAAGAAAAAAUUUGAAACAAAAGUUCAAAAAAAAACAUUAAACCCAGAAUUUAAUGAAACAUUUAUAUUCAAGAACUUGCCAUAUGGUGAAAUUGGAGGGAGAACACUUGUAUUUGCUGUCUAUGAUUUUGAUCGAUUUUCUCGUCAUGAUCAAAUUGGUGAACUUCAUAUACCAUUGAAUUCAGUUGAUUUGGGCAAAGUUAUUAAAGAUUUCAGAGAACUAUCACCACCUCCCGGAGAAGGAGAAGCAGAAAAUAAACUCGGUGAAAUAUGUUUUUCUCUACGCUAUGUACCAACAGCUGGAAAAUUAACAAUAACCGUAUUAGAGGCUAAAAAUUUGAAAAAAAUGGAUGUGGGUGGAUUAUCAGAUCCCUAUGUAAAACUGUCGUUAAUGAUGAAUGGAAAAAGAAUAAAAAAGAAGAAAACAUCAAUUAAAAAAUGUACACUAAACCCGUACUACAACGAAUCAUUUUCAUUUGAAGUACCAUUUGAACAGAUACAAAAAGUACAAUUAGUAAUAACUGUAGUUGACUAUGACAGAAUUGGAACAUCUGAGCCCAUAGGUAAAGUUGUUUUGGGUUGUAAUGUAGGUGGUAGUGAACUUCGUCAUUGGACUGAUAUGUUAGCAUCACCUCGACGACCAAUUGCUCAAUGGCAUUCACUAAAAGAUCCAGAAGAUGGUAAACCAUCUUAG